UUCGCGGCGGAAGGGCGGCCCGGCGGUUCCGCUCGAGGAAGAUGGUGGCGCCAGCGGCGCUCCGCGUGGUGCGAUGCGGCGGCAGCGCUCCGCACGGCGCCCGGGCCGUCUUCUCCGCCGGCGCCAGGUUCCUGCUGUGCGCCUCCGGUGACUUCGUGAAGAUGUACAGCGUGGCUACCGAGGAGCUGGUGCGGCUGCUGCGAGGCCACAGCGACCUGGUGACGGACGUGCAGCUCGCCCCGCACAACCACUUGCAGCUCUAUUCUUCCUCCCUUGAUGGCACCAUUAAGCUGUGGGACUUCACGGAUGGGAUUCUUAUUAAAACGUUCACUGUAGGAUACAAGCUUCUCGCACUGUACGCACUUCCUACUUCUGAGGACUCCAUGUUUGUAAUAAUUCCAAAGAGUGGUGAACGAGGUACAUUCCAGCUGGUCUCAGUUAAGCUGACAAAAGCAGCAGGCCAAGAUAUGGAAGCCAAGGAACUGUCCGUGGUUUUGGAGCGUGUGGACGCAUCACCAAAGUGUACUGCAUUUGGAAGAGAGGGUGAAUACGUGGCAUCAGUGAAGGGUAUUAAUCUCCAAGUCUAUUUUUUUAAACGGAAACAAUUGAACAGGUUUUCUCUGAGUGCAACAAAAAGAAAAGGUGGAAACAAUGUCUUUACUUGUGUAGCCUGCCAUCCUCAGGAGGAUUGUAUUGCAACUGGCCACGCUGAUGGAAAGAUUCGUCUCUGGAGGAAUUUCGACCACAAAAAAGAGUACACAUACUCUACACUGCACUGGCAUCAUGAUAAAGUCACGGAUCUGGCUUUUUCUGUAGAAGGAACCAGCUUACUGAGUGGAGGAGUUGAAUCUGUUCUAGUUCAGUGGCACAGUGGAUCAGACUGCAAGAGGGAUUUCCUUCCUCGCUUGGGAUCUGCUAUUGAAUACGUCUCCAUUUCAUCUGAUGGCACUUUCUAUUGCACCUCGCAUGCAGACAACAGAAUUACAAUAGUAAACAGCAACCUGAGAUUUUCCAAAACUAUUCAAGGGCUAAUUAAAGCCAGGGAUGUCAAGACUGGUCUAGUAGUUGAUCCUAGAACCAAAGCUUUGGUACUGAAUGGAGAGCCUGGCCACUUGCAGUUCUAUUGUCUCCAAAGUGACAAACAGCUAUACAGUUUGGAUAUUGUUCAACAAGAAUACAUCCACCAAGCAGGUUUGAACCAAUCUGACUUGGUAAAAAUUGCAUUUAGUGCACAAGGCAAGUGGUUAGCAACAGUAGAAGAGAGAGAAGAAACUGAACUUGAGUUACAGUUGAAGCUGUGGUUCUUUGAUGAGGAAACACAAAGCUUUAAACUGAAUACUAGAAUAAGUAUGCCUCACGAGGAUCACAUAACGGCUAUGUGCUUCCGUGACAUGGAUGAACUGGAAGAUGAAUCUCUGAUGCUGGUAACAGCUGGCAGAGAUUGUGUGUUUAAAGUCUGGGUGAUAGUGGAAGACACUGAUCCAGAGGCACAGCAAAGUUUGAGUUGGAGCUGUGACUUCGUAGGCAGCUACCACAACUACCAGGCUACUAACUGCUGUUUCUCAGAGGAUGGCUCUUUGCUUGCUGUUAGCUUUGAAGAAACUGUCACUGUAUGGGAUUCUAGUACUUGGGAUCUUAAGUGUACAUUUUGCCAUCCACCUGGAAAAAUAAGGAACAUCUGCUUUGGGAGACUAACAUGUUCCAAGUACCUUAUUGGUGCCACUGAUCAUGGCUUUCUGUGUUGCUGGAACCUGCUCAGUUGUGCAUUGGAAUGGAGUGCCCACCUCAACGUCAUAGUUCUGCAACCUGAUCCCCUUUCAGAACAUAUUGCUGCUGUCUCAUGGCUCUUAAAAGAGUCCAGCUACUUUCUUGUAUUUGCAGUGUUUGUGUUUAAGCCAAAUGAGCCACGGCCAAUCUGUAUCCAGAGAAAGUUUUGUAAGGAAAAGAUCCAGUUUGCUGCCUUCGUUCCAAGAGAUGUACCUGAAACAAUUGGCUCAGAAAAAUACCUUUGGCUAAGAAGAUCCCAACUAUUUUUUCUGACUGAUAUGCAAGAGCUAUUGACAGUUAGCACAAAGUCUCCAGAAGAAAGACUUACACUGUCAAGCAAACAGCUGGCAGUAGAAGAAAGUCUUCCUGUGACCCCAUUUAGCUUGCUGUUGGGAAAGCACAGACAUCAACAAUCACAGGGGGAUAUAGGCCUUGGAAAAGUUGUUCGCCGUCACCAUGAGCAAGAUUCCCCUGCUGUCAAAGAGCUCCUGCACACUCCAGCACACGUUUUGCCAUCUGCUUCCUUCCUGUGUCCUAUAUUUAUUAAUUCAUUGCUCAUCUCCAAAGAGAAAAAAAGUGCUGAACAAGUUCCUGAUGAAGUAGAAAUGGAAAGUGAAGAAGCAGAGGAUGAUUCAGAUGAGGAAAACAAUGUUACUGAAAUGAAACAAGAAGAUACAAUGCCUAUAGAAUCAUUAGGAGAGACAACACACAAACUGUCUAAAUCUGAGGAAAAAGAACUACGAAAAAUAAGAAAGACGGACUAUAGUUGGCUAUCAGUUUUCUAAACUUACUUUUUUUUAAUAGUGUAAGUUGAAGCGUUGUGGAUUAAAUAUUCUUCCAAAAAUCUU
This is a messenger RNA of Numida meleagris (helmeted guineafowl), 2615 nucleotides long. It is a transcript of the gene WDR75, whose product is annotated as WD repeat domain 75. Gene Ontology annotation, cellular component: nucleolus. The transcript has 21 exons. Lineage: Eukaryota; Metazoa; Chordata; Aves; Galliformes; Numididae. Gene Ontology annotation, biological process: positive regulation of rRNA processing; positive regulation of transcription by RNA polymerase I. The record is from RefSeq and is a predicted model, not a curated record. Bases 42 to 2552 code for a protein of 836 amino acids. Gene Ontology annotation, molecular function: protein binding; RNA binding.